AUGGCCUCUUUAUCCUCAUCUCCAACGUCGACUCGCUUGUGCGAUACCCUCCCGCCUCCUCGUCUUGUGUCUGAGUCAAUGUCCGAAGCGUCUAAUCCUUCCUUACCCUCUGUGGUUCCCGCGACAGUCUUUGAGUUCGAAGGUCCUCUCAUCGACAAUUCAUCGCUUCAGCUCGUGACGAAACCUGAAGCGGCCCACCAUGAGGCAAACCAGUCUCAGCAACAGCCUGCACAGAGGAAGUUGUGCGUACGGCAUCAACGCAUGGCAGACGAAGGGACCAAUCUUAAGCUCCAGCAGGCACUGGAUGCUCUUCCCGUCGAAGAACGUGAGGCCGUAAAUGCUGUGUGGUCCAAUUUCUCGUCCUCGCCCCACCCGCGCCGUGCACUUAUCCUCCAAGGACUUCUUACGAUGUGCUGCUUCUCCCAGCUCUCUCUCCUUUCCGAACACCUUUCUCAUCUCAUCCGCCUUGAUCCUUUCGCUGUUUUACCCCGCGAAGUUUCCCUAAGAGUACUUGGCUACCUCGAUGCUACUUCGCUUUGCCGCGCUGCACAAGUGAGCAGACAAUGGAAAAGUCUCGCCGAUGAUGAUAUUCUAUGGCGAGGGAUUUGCGAGCAGCACAUCGGUCAAAAAUGCCUCAAAUGCGGAUGGGGCCUCCCGAUCUUGGAGAAGCGCCGUAUAACACGCAUGCCGUCUGCCUCUGCCUCGCCCUGUCCAUCUCCCUCUAUUAAUGACCCUGCGAUUUCGCUGAAGAGGCGUGACUUUCCUCCGGAAUGGUCCCAUGCCGAGCCUCCACUGAAGCGUCGACGGCGAAGCGAAGAAGACUCUGCAGCUCCUCCAGAGCAACUUCUGGGCUCUCCGCCAUCUAGUAUGACCUCACGGGCCUACGAGAAAUCACGAUCUGCCUCCCCCCCCUACCCCUCUGCAGAGCGACACACAUCACCCCCUUCACAUGCGCUCACACGACCCUGGAAAGAUGUAUACUGUGAACGUCUACGGAUCGAGCGGAAUUGGCGGCGGGGUCAAUGCACUGUCCGCACGCUUAAGGGGCACACGGACGGCGUGAUGUGUCUCCAGUUUGAUGAGACGCUGUUACAUCCGUCGUUCCCCGUUUUAAUCACCGGCUCGUAUGACCGCACUGCACGAGUGUGGAAUCUCGAGACAGGGACGGAGGUACAUUGUCUGACUGGCCACACACGUGCCGUGCGCGCGCUGCAAUUCGACGAGGCAAAGCUUAUCACCGGGAGUAUGGACCACACUAUGCGCGUCUGGAACUGGCGGACGGGCCAGUGUCUGCGGACGCUUGAGGGGCAUACGGAAGGUGUGGUAUGUCUGAACUUUGACUCAAGUCUGCUUGCCAGUGGCAGCGUCGACACCACAGUUAAAGUCUGGAACCUCAAGACGGGCGAAUGCUUCACGCUGCGUGGGCACUGUGACUGGGUUAACGCAGUGCAGCUGUGGGAUUCGAACGAAAGCAGCGCUAACAUUUCUACUUCUUCCCUUUUCGAGAGCAAAACAGUCGUCGCCUCGGGCAGCACCACACCCACACCCACGAUCGACACCGGCAAAAUGCUCUUUUCGGCGUCGGAUGACGGUACGAUUAGGCUUUGGGACUUGUCGCUGCGAUCCUGCGUCCGCUUGUUCAAGGGCCACGUAGGGCAAGUUCAGAGUCUGAAGUUGCUCGUGGUUGAUGAAGAUUGCAACGACGUGCCCGUGCCCGUGCCCGAUGUCUCGGUCAGUUACAAUACCCGCCAGCUACAAUCACGACCCACGAGUGCUAGCGGCGUCAAGCGACAGAAGCGCGUUCUCAUUUCAGGGAGUUUAGACAACACGAUCAAGCUAUGGGAUAUCGAUUCGGGCAAGGUGGAGGAAACGCUAUUCGGGCAUAUCGAAGGCGUUUGGGCCAUUGCGAGCGAUAAACUACGUUUGGUCAGCGGUAGUCAUGACCGAACGAUCAAGGUAUGGGUGCGCGAGGAGGGUCGGUGUAUGGCUACGCUGGUGGGCCAUCGAGGUGCGGUGACGUGUUUAGGCUUAGGUGAAGACAAGAUCGUGUCAGGCAGUGAUGACGGGGAUUAUUGUGCGGAUUCAUUGUGUCCAAACAGGAAAAGAGAUAAGACUAUUCCCACACCAACAGCGCUCCUAGCUCCUAUUGGAAGCAAAGAAGAUCGACACUCAGCAGUACCCCCACUAGCAGAGAAACCUUCUCCUGUACCAUCAUACCUUACUCCUACUGCAGUGUCAUCCAGUAGAAGUGUAGUAGCCCCUACACCCCACACAUCACCACUCCAGUUAACAACCAAACCCUUACCAAGUGAAUCGACAGACACCAGUCCCACAGUUAGAGCCAGUUUCUUUUCAGGAAUCUUCAACUCACCUGAACCAGUCAACCCACCAGCCCCAGUAGAGGAACAAACCCUAGUUCCUAUUCCAACAGAACCUAAACCAGAACUGCCCAGAUCUCCAGUCAAUCCCAACCCAGAAGAAGAUCCUGCUCACAGGCACCCAAACAACCCAGAAGAUGAUAACCUGGAACCCAGUGACCAAGAAGACGAAGGAGACAUGUCUGACAACAAUAGUGGAGUGGUAAACAAGCCCAAUCAAUUUGAAGGAGACAAAGGAAAGAGUAAGGAAUUCCUGGAUGAGUUAUACCUGUACUUUGCCAGGAAUUCCAAGAAGAUUCAAACCGAUAAAGAUAAGGUUCAAUGCACUCUUUCAUAUAUCAAAGGACCUGCCCAAUUCUUCAUUCAUACCAUCAUCACUGAUACAGAAGAACCCAUAUCUGAUUUAGAAGACACCCCCCUCAAAGGAUUACCUAGUUGGGCUAACUUCAGAAAGUCCUUCAUCCAGACCUUUGGAGUGGAGGAUGAUACUCAAGCAGUGUUAAAUGAAAUCAGCAAAUGUACUUGGGUGAAAUGCGGAGGAAAUGGCCUUCAAUUUGUUACAACCCUUCGACCACUCUUACAGGCUAGCGGUUUAAACGAGCUAGGGCAGAUCCAAGAGCUCCAGCGUCUCAUUCCCCCUGCUCUUCUAAUCAAGAUUGCUGCUCAACCGCCCCUACCAGUCACAGCGGUAGGAUACCUCAACAGUGUCCAAUCUAUCUGCCAAUCUAUGAUCGAUAUCUUUGGUGAUAAACCUUUAUUCAUGCCAUCUGCCAACCGCCCUUUCAGUUGUAACAAGUUUGUGCGUCGCAAUCGGGCAGUCAAGACUAGAGAUAGACCAUCAAAGGAAGUACCACCUAACGAUCAGCGGAUCAGAUGUCUGUCAGAUAGAGAUCACAAGGAGCACAUGGAGAAGAAGUUAUGUUUCAGAUGUCACAAACCUGGACACCAGAGCUGUCAAUGCCUGAAUAAUCGCAUCAGAGCAAUUGAAACACAUGACACGUCCAUUCAGGAGAAGGAUGAGACCAAGGAUUCCUCUGACAAGGAAGGAAUAGCUGAAGAAUACAUCCAGGCUAUAUCCUCUGAGAAGGAUUUUUGA
Messenger RNA from Fibroporia radiculosa, 3474 nucleotides. RefSeq lists its product as uncharacterized. The coding region runs from base 1 to 3474 and encodes 1157 amino acids. The transcript is spliced from 4 exons. NCBI's taxonomy places the organism in Eukaryota, Fungi, Basidiomycota, Agaricomycetes, Polyporales, Fibroporiaceae. Gene Ontology annotation, molecular function: nucleic acid binding; zinc ion binding; protein binding. The record is from RefSeq and is a predicted model, not a curated record.